Molecule: messenger RNA, 1482 nt
Organism: Sitodiplosis mosellana (orange wheat blossom midge)
Lineage: Eukaryota; Metazoa; Arthropoda; Insecta; Diptera; Cecidomyiidae
Product: sialin-like
Exons: 10
Coding region: 1-1482 (493 amino acids)
Biological process (GO): monoatomic anion transport; transmembrane transport
Molecular function (GO): transmembrane transporter activity
Source: RefSeq, a predicted model, not a curated record
AUGUCUUGUUACCAGCUGGCAAUGUCAUACAGUUAUUUGUUGCCUCAAAGGGUCAACAUCGCAAUAAUGGGCUUUCUCGCUUUGGUUGUUGCAUAUACAAUGCGAGCUUGUUUGGCCGUGGCAAUUAUUGGAAUGGUUGAGCCGAUGAAUCGAACAGCAACUGAAAACAGUAGCAUCUGUCCGAUGGUAGAAGACAGAUUUGACAGAUUUGGAAAUACAACCGUCAAUGCAAACAAAACCCUAUUCACCUGGACGCAAGUGGAGCAAGGAUGGGUGUUGAGUAGUUUUUACAUUGGCUACGUGAUCACACAUAUCCCUGGUGGCAUUUUAGCCGAAAAAUUCGGUGGCAAAUGGACGCUGUCAUUGGGCAUUUUGUCAACAGCCAUUUUUACUAUUCUAACACCAAUCGCCGCGGUUCAUGGUGGUUUCAUAGCAGUAAUCGUUUUGCGUAUCUUGAUGGGCCUCGGUGAAGGUACAACAUUCCCUGCUCUCAGUGUAUUGCUCGCUGCCUGGGUACCGGAGAAGGAGAGAAGCAAACUUGGUUCAUUCGUUUUUGGAGGCGGUCAAAUUGGCAGUGUUUUAUCUUAUUUUAUAUCCGGAUUGCUCAUGCAGUAUUUUGUAUGGAAUUAUGUGUUUUACUUCUGGGGCAUCAUUUCGAUCGUUUGGUUUAUCAUAUUCUCGCUCCUCUGUUACAGUGACCCAGCAUCGGAUCCACUCAUUACGGAUAAAGAGCGUGACUAUCUUACAGCUGAGAUCGGUAAACUAAAGCGUAGAACGGAUCUACCACCGACUCCAUGGAUAGACAUUAUCAAAAGCAUACCAAUGCUUUCUCUCAUUUGCGCACAGAUCGGACACGAUUGGGGAUUCUACAUUAUGGUUAGCGAUUUGCCUAAAUACAUGAAAGAUGUUCUGUCAUAUCCAGUUUUUGAGGUUGGACUAUACUCCUCUUUGCCAUACAUAGCGAUGUGGCUUAUAUCAGUAAUGAGUGGUUGCCUAAGCGACUAUCUCAUUGGUCGUGGUUUGAUAUCCAUCACAUUUGCACGCAAACUGUUCACAGCUGUCGCCGCAAUUUUCCCUGGAAUCUUUAUCAUUGGCGCUUCUUAUUCUGGAUGUGAUCGCUAUCUAGUUGUUGGUUUUUUCGUCACUGCUAUGGGGAUCAUGGGCACAUAUUAUCCCGGUAUGAAAGUCAAUGCAUUGGAUUUAAGUCCAAACUAUGCCGGUUCCUUGAUGGCUCUAACGAACGGAAUUGGCGCAUUAACUGGUGUUGCAUCGCCUGUUUUUGUCGGUUAUAUGACUCCAAACACUUCGCUCACCGAAUGGCGCACGGUAUUUUGGGUGACGCUGGCAAUUUUUCUGGUAACAACAGUUGUUUAUUGCUUCGGAGCAUCCGGUGAAAUUCAACUGUGGAACUAUCCCCGCGAAUGGAAAGAGCCUGAAGAUAAAUUAGAUAAAAGCGAAAAUAGAGAAAAGAAAAGCACGUAA